AUGUUCUCGGUGAUAUGAAAAAGACUUUUGAGGACUAGAGAUAGAGCUUACUUGAAUUCAAGCCAUUCCUUCACCCUUGUAAACCUAUCUUCAAUGCGUGAAACGAGGAGAUGGUCGUCGAUAUCGUUACAUCCACCCAGGUGCGGCACAAUUUCGAAGAGGACAGUCCCGCUGUGCGCGAGCAUUGCUAGCUUUGGAAGUACCGCAGAAUUUUCCAAAAUGUCGGAAAUCACUAACUUUAUUUCCUGAGGGGAGCUAGCUGAGCUGACAACGUGGUGAUUCAGAAACCGGUGACACCACAGUUGUCAGACGAGGGUCUGGCAAAUGGCCCCAAGGCUGCCGAUUUUCUCACUGUUCUUGGCAUUAGUCUGUCUAGUGCAUGGCAACAAUGGAGCGACGCAGGCUGGAGGAGGCAAUACAACGGCAGAGCUACCGGCCACCGCGUCUGUAUCAACAUCCCCGGGGGCUGAGACAAGUACAAUUCCUCCGACAGCCGAUACACCCUCACCAGCUAUGCUGACAGUUCGCCGCCAUCCUGAGAAUAUGGAUCUGUAUAGAGUAGAUGAUGGGCAGCCAGUUGUAUUCGCCUGUGUGUACACUGGAGCAGUGACGGGUGACGUGAAAUGGACGGGCCCCAGAGUUCCAGAAACCGCGGUGACCACUGUCAAGGCGAAUGGAACUACGGUGUCUAUUCUGGUGUUACCUGUUACAACACUGCAAGAUGCUGGUCGUUACCAGUGCAGUGCGUCAGCCAGUGCCGAUGUCAACGCUGCUACAGCAACUAUCAAGUUCUACUUGAUAGUCACAGCCAAGUUGUCUUUAGCUACGGAAGUCCUCAUAGGCAUAGGACUAGGCAGUGGUGUGCUGCUGUUAGUCAUUGCUCUACUUGUUCUCAAGUACAGGAACUCCAAAUGGCGCGGUGUAAUGGAGCCAACCAAAUCACGCAUGUCUUUCGACACGGUGGCGUAUGGCCGGCGUAACCGGGAUAGCACCACUACUGACCUGGAUUCCUACUUUGGAGGAUGGCCCUCAGUCAAGCGCAGAGCCUCGGGCGAUAAGGAUCUGGAGGAGGAGGUGCCUAGACCAUGCAAAGCCCACAACCAAUCCGUGGUGACGAUUGGCAGUCAGAUCCCGGAUGUGAUGGUGCAUUUGGAAUCGGAAACUGAGCUUGACGCCUGUCCCAUGCCCACCUCUACUAGUAUAAUCAACAACACGCCGGCCGAGGGCGGUCAGUCAUGGAUGGCAGGUGACAAUGGCAACUUCCACCUAUCCGGCGUGGAGCUGCGAACAAGGAUGGCCGAGUCGUCCACAGCAAGUGUUACACGCAUCAGGCCGGUGACUCCAACCAUUCACGAGCCCCCGGACGCGGGUCACGGUCCCGGCGAUCAUAAAGAGUGGGUGUGCCCAACCGGUAGCUGGGUGCAGAAGCCCAUGCUUCCAAGUAUGUCGAUGGAAUCACUUCGAACCGUCGAAGCAGAAUCUGAAUACUUGGAAUCAUCCGAUAUCAAGAUGGCCGUAAAGAUUAUGACUGGCGCCGCUGUUGAAGAAACGGAUUAUGCGAUCGUUGAGCCACGGAAAGUCCUGCCAGCCCUGAGUACAAGCAACUCAAGACCGCACUCAGCGGAACAGUCACCCACUUCACCGCUGCCCUACCCACGCAGUCUCUCCAAAAACCUACGCAGUACGGCCAAUGAGGGAGUUCCGGUUGGGCGCAGUCACUCGCACCGAUUCGUCACCAAGGCAGAGGGGGGUCAGCUGGCAGCAGACCUCAGACCCAGUAGAAAUGCGUUGAGGCAGGGUGGUGGUUCACUGACUGCGAAAAGGUCCCUUCCAUCGUUAAAUGCGGACGUUCAUGGUAAUUCACAUUGCCCUGACUCUACACACGUAACGGCGGGUAGAAACAUCCCUCUGUGAAAUGGUGUCGUUUUCCAGCGGAAUCUAUCAGUGUCGGCUUACUAAUUUGGCACCACACCUUGACUGCAGUGCUGCUGCUGCUUAUGUCAUUGCAGUCUUUAUCGAGUGGGUCAACAACGACCAGGACAUGAUUUCUGCACACAACUUCGUCUUGUUUCGUUUCAAAAUGCCAUUGCCAAGGAAAUCGGUUGCAGGAUCAACACUCAUGGCGUGAAAGCUCAUUCCCUCACUGUUGCUUUCAAACAGCCAAAUCUUACAAGCUUACACGAUGUCACACAUUUGUUAAUGCUGGCAAAAUGUCAUAGAUCUUGUUGGUAACCAACCUCCAGAAGAGUAUAUUAGUAGUCCCCCCCCCCCCCCCCCUGACAAACUAAACAACGUAACCUUUCAAAGGGCCUUCUCUAUUACAGGCGAAUGAAUACCUCUAUUUUUAACUCUCUUUCUUUCUUCCAUGAAUUAUCUCCGUCUCUCUCUUUCUCAGUACGUGUGUGUGUGUGUCUCUCUCUCUCCCUCUCUCUCUCCCUCUCUCUCUCUCUCCCUCUCUCUCUCUCUCUCUCUCUCUCUCUCUCUCUCUCUCUCUCUCUCUCUCUCUCUCUCUCUCUCUCUCUCUCUCUCUCUCCCUCUCUCUCUCUCUCUCUCUCUCUCUCUCUCUCUUUCUCUCUCUGUCUCUAUCUCUGUCUCUCUCUCUCUCUCUCUCUCUCUCUCUCUCUCUCUCUCUCUCUCUCUCUCUCUCUCUCUCUCUUCCUCUCUGCCUCAUAUUAUUGGACCAUCAGCCUUGGCAUCCAAACUCUAUUUUAUUCAUGUUCUUGAACAAGCGGUGUUACGCUCUCUACUGCCUUUCAUUAUGAUAACAUUAUGAUAACAUAUUUUCAAGAAACUGCCUUAGCAACGGGUAGGUUAACUUUUUUCUCCCUGCAUAUACCAUAAUAUCAAUAAUGUUUCAUUCCCUCACACUGAUGACAAUAUUUCAUUUGAUAAUCAUUCUAAAGUGGAGCUUGAUUGUGCGCACACAGAAUUGGCUGAGUUUCCAGUAUGAGAAUUACAAGUAUUCGUUUUGAAGAAAUCUUUCUUUUGGCAUGUCCUUGAAAGGCAUGUUGAAUUAGUCCUGCCAAUGCAGAAGAUAGCAUCAUACAAUGUACUUACUGAGAACGGAUACAUGUUUCGUGUG
Sycon ciliatum is the source of this 3082-nucleotide messenger RNA. RefSeq lists its product as uncharacterized. The transcript has 6 exons. The coding region runs from base 325 to 1914 and encodes 529 amino acids. Lineage: Eukaryota; Metazoa; Porifera; Calcarea; Leucosolenida; Sycettidae. The record is from RefSeq and is a predicted model, not a curated record.